UGUCCGAUCUGCUUGCCUUCCGCGGCGACGCCCAUGACCUGGAGCGUCUGCAAGAAGGACGCGCGGUCCAACACCGCUGUCGCGGCGGCUUUGGCGGCGCUCAUCAGUAUUUGGAGUUCAAGACCAGUCAUUUUCCAAGCACUUCGGGCGAUUUGAACAUGCUGAGUCGCGCCGCUCGCUCCGUGGGAGCGCAAUUGAAGCGCAGCCAACAGGUGCCUGCCUCUGCACGGCUAUUCAGUGCCAAGAAGGUGUCGGGCAUCGUCAAGGACGACGACGAUGAGGACAGCCCUCGCAAGGACAAGAAAGGCGACGACGACGACCUCGCGGAAAUCGAAGGCUUUGAAGCCGGCAAGCAAAAGAUCAAGCGCGCGAACGACCUCGCCGAGUACGACGAAGACGAACCCACGGAUCCCGCGCCGCUGUACGGCAAGUACAAGGACGAAGGGCACGAGUUCCGUCAAUUGGCGCCUGCCGCCGCCCGCAAACACAGAUACCAAGCGAUUGCCCCCAACAACAUGGCGGAAGCGCGUCGUCGGUUGCUGGACGAGUAUGGAUCCCGCGGCAUGAGUUUCGACGAUCCUCAGUUUGUCUACGACGACGGUCUUCGCCCCGACAUGGGUCUGUUGAAGGAAAAGGAUGAACUAGACGAAGAAGCCAACGCCGUCGAAGGAUGGAACUUGGACGACGAGAACUUUCUCGACCUGGAUGCGCUGGGGCUCGUCAGCCAAGUCGUUUUUGUCGACACUGUUCAAAAGCCCACGACCUUGGGUAACAUCUUGACAUUCCGCGCGCUGGUCGUGGUGGGCAACCAAGAUGGAUGCGCAGGGUACGCAGUCGGUCGCGGCGGCAAGAUCGAUCAAGCGAUCGACCGCGCCACGCUCCGCGCCAUCGAAACGUUCACGUACGUCGACCGCUUCGACGACCGGACGUUGUACCAUGAAGUGAAUGGCAAGUUCAACAGUUGCGAGCUGUUUAUCCGUCCUUCCAAGGUAGGACAAGGCACGACCGUGAGCGACACAGUCGGGUGUGCGUUGCACUGCUUUGGCAUCACGGACGUCGUGUCCAAGUGCCGCGGCCAGCGCAACCCGUACACGGUCAUCAAAGCCACGUUCGACGCCCUCAGCAAGCACGAGACGGCCGAAGAGAUUGCGCUCAAGACUGGCCAUUCAGUCGUGGAAAUCACAAACCUCGCCAAGUACCGCAAGUUGUAACCCCAUAUUCUCAAUCAAUAUAGGACGACAGUAGGACGAUCCAGCACUAACGUUAGUAUGGUUUACUGUAUUCGAAACUGGAGAAGCAUUGGCCGAAGGAUUGAGCCAAUCAGAUUGCAACGAUCAUGAACGUCAAAUUAGUGUGAGACUUCAAUUAGUGUGAUUCCUAU
This is a messenger RNA of Aphanomyces astaci, 1381 nucleotides long. RefSeq lists its product as hypothetical. Gene Ontology annotation, molecular function: structural constituent of ribosome; RNA binding. The transcript has 5 exons. The record is from RefSeq and is a predicted model, not a curated record. NCBI's taxonomy places the organism in Eukaryota, Oomycota, Saprolegniomycetes, Saprolegniales, Verrucalvaceae. Bases 159 to 1211 code for a protein of 350 amino acids. Gene Ontology annotation, biological process: translation. Gene Ontology annotation, cellular component: ribosome.